This is a messenger RNA of Ceratitis capitata (Mediterranean fruit fly), 2833 nucleotides long. RefSeq names its product tetratricopeptide repeat protein 27. The record is from RefSeq and is a predicted model, not a curated record. NCBI's taxonomy places the organism in Eukaryota, Metazoa, Arthropoda, Insecta, Diptera, Tephritidae. Gene Ontology annotation, molecular function: protein binding. The coding region runs from base 386 to 2764 and encodes 792 amino acids. The transcript is spliced from 6 exons.
UUGACUUUUGAGUAUAAAGAUUUGAAAAGAUUUAAGAUAUUUUUGGCUUCUUAGGCUUGAAACUAGAUCAAGAAAACACCAACAAUGAUAGAUUGAACAAUUUCUCGCAAUUUUCAGCCCAUCUGCAUUUUUAAUUUUUUUGAAAUACUUUUUUAUGACAUUUUUAUCUGAUGAAAAUUUAAUGGUGCAGAAUGAGUUAGAUUGACGAUAGUUGAUCAAAGUGAUUAUAUCGAUACAUUUUGCGGGCAACAGCUGAUUUAAAUGGUUUUGCUAAAAAGUCAAAAAAUAAACAACAAUAAACAAAACUUUUGCGGACGCACGUGCAGACUGUCAAACUAAAUAAUUUGUAUUUUUUUAUAAGUGAUUAAAUUAAAACAGUCUCAAAAUGAGCAUUGAACCAUUUAAUAAAUACCACUUAUGCAAUUUUAAUGAAAGAACUACAACAGAAGAUCUACCCACAGAAGCAAUACGCCAGCUGUGGUCAUGCAAUUGGAGUACAACACGUUUACAAACGAUUUUAGAUAAUUGGCAAGAAAAUAAAAAUGUAGCGCCCAGCUUAGAAGCAGCAGAUACAUUACUUUGUCAGGCCAUCGAAUUGACGCUGUUGUUUGUUCAAAAUAAUUUCACAGGACCAUUCCAGCAAUUAGAAGAAAUCAGUAAUAUUUUGCAAGCAAAAAAAUUCGUUGAAUAUGAUCCAUUCAAGAGGCUUAUGGAAAAUGGCGAAGAAAUAAAUCCAAAUGUAAAAUUAGGUGAAUUACUGGUGAUAGCAAAAGAAACUGUAAAUUUAUUGCGUCAGCACUGGUCGGAUGCUUUAUAUUUACAAUGGUGGCACAUGCGUUUGAUUUACAUACAACAGCAAGUGUUGGAUGAACUAACUAGCAAUUUAUAUGAAGAGCUUAAAGUGAUUGCUGAUUGGCUUCUAAAAAAUGUACAUAACGUUGAUGAUAAAGAGUUACAAGCAUUGCUUUAUCUAGAGGUAGCGAAUAGCUAUUUACUCUUUCAUCGCACACAAAAGUCGGAUGCAGUGCUUGAGGAUAUGUGCCAGUAUUUUGGCAUAGUGUUGAAUGUGGAAGGCUUACUUGGCGUACGUACCAAAUUCCAACAAAAGCCGCUGCCACAAUUAUGCCUCAAAGUGCAGCAUACCAAUUCCGAGCUGCCUUUAGCGCUGGCCACUAAUGGCAGUACAAUCAUACCCAAGUUACUGUUAUUAGACGAUGAUACGCGGCUAGAGCGCAUACGCUUCAUUGAACCUAAAGAUAAUGAUGUGAUGACGCUACCAAGUGUUUUGCAGGCCUUGGUAUUAGCAAAAGUUAAACAGCUUAAACGUUCCCAACCCAAAGAUCGUCUUGCGGACGAAGAAUUAGAGCCAUAUAUAAAAACUCUAUUAUACCAGGAGCAUGGCCCACUACAAGUCCGCCAGUCGGCUCUACUGCUCAACUGUGUACAAGAGUCUAAUCAACGGCGUACCGUAGAACGCAGCUGGAAACAGUGUGAAGGUGCUGUUAAACUGCUGGAUGGUACAAUAUAUUCACUACCAGAAAGGCUCUCCUAUGCAUUUGCUAGCUUUUUACAACCCAAAUGGCAGGUUCAACUGCAGUUGUGCGAGUUGUUGAUGUCAUUGGGUAUGACAAAAACAGCUUUAGAUGUUUAUUUAGAAAUACAAGCAUGGCGCGAAGUUAUACACUGUUAUACCAAACUGGAGCUACGUCAUAAAGCCGCUGAGAUAAUACAACAGGAACUGGCGAAAAAACCAACAGUGCUACUUCAUUGUCUGCUGGGCGAUGCUAUUGAUGACCCAAAUUGUUACGAGACUGCCUGGGAGUUCUCCAAACACACAAGUGGCAGAGCACAAGCACAUUGGGGUACAUAUUAUUUCCGGAAAGCGGAAUAUGCCGACGCGAUACCUCACUUAGAGAAAUCUGUAGAAAUAAAUUCCUUACAAGAGAAGAUAUGGUUACGUUUGGGUUAUGCUGCCAUACAACUAGAACGUUGGGAGCUCGCUGUACAUGCUUAUAUAACAUAUACACAUAUUGAGCCAUUAGGUUUUGAAUCCUGGAACAACUUGGCAAAGGCGCUCGUAAAAUUGGGUGACAAAGUGCGUGCACAUAAAGUGUUGAGCGAAUCGCUGAAAUGCAAUUAUAAUAAUUGGAAGGUUUGGGAGAACUUCAUGGUUGUCUCGGUGGAUACGUGCAAUCUAGAAGACGCUUUGAAUGCAUAUAGUCGUUUGAGCGACUUAAAGGAUCGCUAUUUAGAUUUGGAGGUGCUUUGUGUAACUAUUGGUUUAAUUGUGGAGGGUAAGGCUGAUGCUAAAGGUCAAACACAAGAGCGUUUACGUAAGAAAGCCGUAACGUUAAUGGCACAACAAUGCAUAAAGCAUGGCAACGAGCCGAAAGUUUGGGAAUUGGCCGCUUUGCUGGCAAUCACCCCACUGAAUAGGGCGCAAAAGCUUGUGAAGGCGGUAAAUGCGUAUACUACAAAAGAGUUAGAGUGGGCGACCAAGCAGCCCUAUGCCCUUAAAGUAAUACAAAUUUGCCAACAAGCUUGUGAACUAUCACUGGAAGCAACCAAGGAACAUACGGCAGAAGAAACUGAUGUAAUGAUUACAUCUCAACUGAAUUCCGCGCGUCUUGCAGCACAGGCUGUGCUACGAGCAACUGCAAAGGUUAUUGAAAAGUGGACAGAAAACGAAGAAGCUUUGGUGGUGCUGCGCGAGCAACUCGAUACGCUCACAGCAAAGGUGAAAGAGCGCAUGAAUGCUAAUUGAAACUAGUUUGAUAAAGAAAAAAACUUAUAAAUUUUAUGUUUAUAAAAUAAAAUAUAUUUUAACUACAAA